CAGUUAUUUAUGCUAAAUUUUUUCGAGCUUGACGUCGUUGUUGAUUUGACUAAAUUUUUGCUCAAGCCGAUAGAAAAGCAAUGGAUUUGAAUGAUAUUUUUGCAUUGAAGGAGCUGCUCGAUAAAAAUGUUGAAAAAAUUCACGCCAAAUUGCAACACGUGACGCGUCACUCGGAGAUUUUGUACAAAAUUCUGGACAUGCGUUGGGUGAAUGUGGUUAAAGGGGAUCGAGCACUUAUCGGUCUCCACGAUGUCUUACUAAGCAGCAUGAGUGGUGUCAACGAAUGUUUGAUCAAGUGCAACAUGCAAAUUGAUCUAAACAAUCUCGAACCAUUUGUCGCCAACAUCGGCGAUAGUCUGCAGCGCAACGACUUCGUGUGGCACGCUUACAAAGAUAGGAUUGAGUGUGUGAAGUCAGCACUGUCUCCGGUCGGGCCGGUUUCGGAUGGGCUUUUGUUCUCCAUGUGCUCCAGUAGGAUGAUAAAACCUGAUGCGGAGAUCCCAAAGCAAAAAGUAAAGCCCAUGACGGCCCCACAGUCCACUUCAGCACAGCCACAGGACACGGCCAUUGCUUCCGCUGAUUCAAAAGCGCUGCCUCCUAUUUCAACAGGCAAACGAAUCCUUAAGCCACCAAAAGGCGGAAAAACAACACCCAGCAGUGAAAUCUAUCAUCAGAUCGUGAAGAAUGUAACCGCCUUUCCAGAGGGAAGUGUGAUAAAUGCCGUCGUGAUGCAUCUAAACAUAGCCAAAAAGUGUUUUUUUGUAGGCAUGUGGGAUGCAGAGCCGCUGCGAGAGUUGUUCUCGGGGAAGUUACAUCUUAAGGAGUUGGACCAGCUUCCCAACUUCGGGGAGAUCUUUGCGGUGUACGAUGACGGGAAUGACGGGGUCAUUCCACGUGUCAUAAUCAAUGAUUAUGCCGAUGGGGGUGGCUAUGAUGCCUAUUUGAUUGAUUUCGGCGAGCAUAUACACAUGAAUGGCGAAGAGACUAUAUAUGCCCUACCAGAUGACAUACGACUGCUGCCGGCGGAGGCCAUCAGAUGCUUCUUCAGAGAAUGCGAUGUGUCCCAUAUGACCCACUUCCGAUUCAAGAAAGUGACCUUGUGUGUUUUGGAAAAGAGGAGCGACGAUUUAAUAGUAGAACUGGUUGAUGAAAACGCAAACAACAGUCGUCGCAAGAAUAGUCUGCCCAAAGCAACUGCAGCCGAUUCUAUUCAAGAUCAGUCCGUGCCAGUCCCUUGCCAAACAACCAACCCAAAUGGGCCACAGCUAAGCGAGGCGGACAUGGCCAUGCCAAACGAUAUUGACGAGGGCACCAGUGACCCCUUAAAGGCUGUACUGGGCUUCAGACCCAAAGACGAACAACGAAUCUGUCGGCAUUACGAUCCGAAGAUCAAAGGCUGCUUCAAGGGUAGUAGUUGUCGUUUGGUGCACGAGCCCUUUGCAGCUUACGGCGCCACCAAGAACUUGGAGUUGGUAGACGCUCUGCCAGAGACCGCCAGACAUGCUCUGCUCUUACGAGAACUAGGAACAAUUGUGAAAAUGCUUGUAACCUGCGUGAGUAGUACCACGGUAGUCUAUGCCCAAUUUGUGGAUGGCUCUUCUCCUCUGGUAUGGACCAAGGACGAUGUCUUACGGGCCAAGAGUCAGUUUAAGCGGAAGCCGUAUAUGUUGGACAUUGUCUUGGCUCACUACAACGAUGGCUGCUAUUAUCGCGCCCAGAUCAUCGAGGAAUCGGAAAAUGAGUAUAAGAUCUUUUAUGUUGACUACGGCAAUACAGAGUUUGUGCCCCUAAACGCUCUGGUUCCUUGCGGAGAUGUUGACAGAAUGCGGCCUUAUCGCGCCGUUAGUUGCUACAUAGAGGGCGUCGUGUACAAAAGCUCCUUGUCUCAAAAAAAGGCCGUCGAGUGUAUGGAGUAUCUCAAAAGCAAAAUACUCAACGUGGAGGAAGACGUGAUGCUGGUCAGUAGUCUGCACAAUGGCUAUGAGAUUCGAUUCCUUGGCGACAAUGCCGAUCUGCCCGUGAAACUGAUGAAGCGCGGCUAUGCACAGCCCAAUCAGGACGGUCCUAAUCCAUAUGAUUCUGAUCUUGAUCAGUAAACGGAUUUCCUUUUCCUGUUAUAACAUAGUCAUUCAUAUAACAUUUCUUUAGUCCUUAACUUUGUUAUUUUUCAUUCGAUAUGAAUGUGCGACAAUGCCGAUCUGCCCGAGAAACUGAUGAAGCGCGGCUAUGCACAGCCCAAUCAGGACGGUCCUAAUCCAUAUGAUUCUGAUCUUGAUCUGUAAACGGAUUUCCUUUUCCUGUUAUAACAUAGUCAUUCAUAUAACAUUUCUUUAGUCCUUAACUUUGUUAUUUUUCAUUCGAUAUGAAUGUGCGACAAUGCCGAUCUGCCCGAGAAACUGAUGAAGCGCGGCUAUGCACAGCCCAAUCAGGACGGUCCUAAUCCAUAUGAUUCUGAUCUUGAUCUGUAAACGGAUUUCCUUUUCCUGUUAUAACAUAGUCAUUCAUAUAACAUUUCUUUAGUCCUUAACUUUGUUAUUUUUCAUUCGAUAUGAAUGUGCGACAAUGCCGAUCUGCCCGAGAAACUGAUGAAGCGCGGCUAUGCACAGCCCAAUCAGGACGGUCCUAAUCCAUAUGAUUCUGAUCUUGAUCUGUAAACGGAUUUCCUUUUCCUGUUAUAACAUAGUCAUUCAUAUAACAUUUCUUUAGUCCUUAACUUUGUUAUUUUUCAUUCGAUAUGAAUUAUGGUGCCGCCAAGAGAUAAAUGACGGUGAGACAACAACGCAAGCAGCCACAGCAAGCAUUGACAAUUCCUAUAGAUUGGGAAGACUGACGUUCUUCCUGUCGGAGCCACCUAUUUGUGUCCUAUUUAGUCCAUACCAAAUAAACAAUACAAUCAUAUGUAUGUAUAUGGA
Messenger RNA from Drosophila miranda, 2912 nucleotides. RefSeq lists its product as uncharacterized. Lineage: Eukaryota; Metazoa; Arthropoda; Insecta; Diptera; Drosophilidae. Bases 81 to 2096 code for a protein of 671 amino acids. Gene Ontology annotation, molecular function: metal ion binding. The transcript is spliced from 2 exons. The record is from RefSeq and is a predicted model, not a curated record.